AUGAGGAAGCUUGCGAAAACUGCAUUUUAUAUAUUUCUUCUCUCUGCAUUGACUUUCAAGGUGACCGGACGAUUCUUACAACACAGCUCUCCUGAGUUGGUUUCCGAUUCCGACCAUGUCCAAGACGAAGAAGAACCCUCUUUUCUUGUCCUCAAAGGAAUAGAUUUAUCGUCGGAGGAUGAUCGGUGCAAGCAAAUGUACGGCUUCUUGCCCUGCCCGACAAGUCUUUGGGGCCAUCUCUUCCUUAUUGUGGUGUAUGAAUACUUGUUAUUUCAAGGAGAGUCACAUGUGAUCUCUGGUGGUGAACAGAUUUUCAAGAUUCUUGGUCCUGGUUUCUUUGGUGCAAGUAUAUUCCGGAUCCUUGGUGCACUUCCUGAGUCCUUGAUACUUUUGGCCACGGGACUAGUGGAGGACAAAGAGGGUGAUCAAGAGUCUGUCCAAACCGCACUUGGCUUGCUAGCAGGAUCAACAAUCUUGCAUCUCACUCUACUCUGGGGGACUUGUGUCACCGUUGGCAGCAAAGCUGAUCCCCCAACCCCAAGUUCAAGGCCAUUAAACCAUGGACAAAACCAUUUCAAGAAAUUCUCAUUGCUAUUGGCUGGAUCCAGCUUGAAGACGGAUACAGAGACUAGAAAAAGUGCAAGAAUUAUGCUUCUCUCAGUAAUACCAUUCAGUGUCAUGCAAAUCCCUAUAGUCUUCACUUUAUCUCCUCUUGGAAAACGCAUUGUCAUCCUCAUCGCUCUUAUUGUUUGUGUCGUGUUUGUUCUUAGUUACUUCUUUUAUCAGAUAUUCGAUCCUCAGAUUCAAAAGAGAGAAUUAGAAUACGUGAAACAACAACGUAUUAUUGUAAUGGACUUAUUAAAACAUGUGCAAACAGAAUCAAUGCAUAGAUUCCACACUGAUGAUGGUGAACCAGAUUUCGAUGCUAUAAAAAGGUUGUUUGAAAGCCUUGAUAUUAAUGGCGACAACAACCUAUCGCCAGCAGAAUUAAAAGAACUGGUAGUGAAUAUCAAGUUUCGUAGCAUCCCUUGGGAUGUGGAUGUAGCAGUGGCACAAAUCAUGGAAGAACUGGAUGCAAAUGGAGAUCAAAUGAUCAACAAGGAGGAAUUUAUCAAAGGAUGGACAAAAUUGCUCAAGAUGAAAAAAAAUCAAGCGCCUACCUCAACUGAGUCUACAGAAGAUGAGUACCAGCAGAGAGAACCAGAACAAGGUGACAUGUUGGAAGAGAAUAGCAAAAUAGCAAGGUAUCCAUGGGAAUUGACAAAGGCUACAAUGCUUUUGGUGGUUGGAGUUGUUAUGCUAGGAUUUCUAGGUGAACCUCUUAUAAAGAGUGUCCAAAAUUUCUCCACCUCUGCUAAUGUACCAUCUUUUUUCAUCUCUUUCGUAUUGGUGCCAUUGGCUUCGAAUGCUCGUGUAGCGAUUUCAGCGAUAUCUAUGGCUCGUCGUCAGAAACCUAGAACUACUUCUUUGACAUUUUCCGAGAUUUACAGUGGAGUGUUCAUGAACAAUAUUCUUGGGUUUUCAGUUCUUUUGUCCCUGGUUUAUUUUCGAGGGUUGCCGUGGCAUUUCUCGAUUGAAGUACUGAUUGUUCUAAUGGUUUGUGGUGUAAUGGGUCUCACUGCAAGUUUCAAAUCCACCUUCCCUAUUUGGACAUCCUUUUUGGCAUACUUGCUAUACCCAUUAGCUCUCAUCCUCGUCUAUGCUAUUAUUGAUUAGCCACAGCCUCAAUGUCACCAGGAAAUCAUUGGAUUUUUGUUUAUGUUUUGGCAAGCUACGUUUGAAUGGAUCGUCUUUUCGGAUUUCUGUUUCUAUUUUAGCACACUGCUUUUGAGUCAAUUGUCUUCUUAUCUUUCGUAUUGUAAAAUUAGCAAUAAUUCUUACCUAAAAAUACUGAGUG
Messenger RNA from Ilex paraguariensis (yerba mate), 1897 nucleotides. NCBI's taxonomy places the organism in Eukaryota, Viridiplantae, Streptophyta, Magnoliopsida, Aquifoliales, Aquifoliaceae. The record is from the annotation of a GenBank genome assembly.